AGCGGCACGAAUGGGCGGGGACCUGUGCCUGACUGGCUGGCUGGGAGGGGGGUUGGCGGGGGCGGAGGCCCCCUCCCGGCGGCGCUGAGGCUAUAGCAGUUAGAGGCCCUGAGGGGAGGGGAGAGUGGCAGGCCGAGAGGAGAGGAGCCAAUAUAUAUAAGGAAGGCUCCCCAGCGCGCAGGUUUCAGUAGCGGCGCUGGGCGCAGGCUGGGAACACGAGGCAAAGAGCCACAGCUCCAGCCGCCUCAGUGCAGUGUACUCCGGCACUAGCAGGCUUGCAGCCCCAGGAUUAGCUGGAGGACACGUCCUCUGCGUGGCCGCCGCCCAGCCGCCCUCACCUGGAUUACCUACCGCAGCAGUCUCAACGGAACUAGCGAGAAGGCGAGGCGGCAGGAAAGCUCCGAGCGGAGCCUGGCUUUUCAGAGACUCCUCCCGCGGGUGGACGCACGGGCAAACAGCGUCCCGACCCGAGCCAGCUUCUGGGCGGGCGGGUGGAGAGAGCGACGCCCCAGGGAAUGGCAGCCGCGUCCCGUAGCGCCUCUGGCUGGGCGCUACUGUUGCUGGUGGCACUUUGUCAGCAGCGCGCGGCCGGCUCCGGAGUCUUCCAGCUGCAGCUUCAGGAGUUUGUCAACGACCGCGGCGUACUGGCCAGCGGGCUGCGGUGCGAACCCGGCUGCCGGACCUUCUUCCGAGUCUGCCUGAAGCACUUCCAGACGGUCUUCUCGCCCGGGCCCUGCACCUUCGGCAGCGUCUCCACACCUGUGUUGGGCACCAACUCCUUCGCCAUUGCGGACGACAGUAGCGGCGGGGGACGCAACCCUCUCCAAUUGCCUUUCAAUUUCACCUGGCCGGGCACCUUCUCACUCACCAUCGAAGCUUGGCACGCGCCGGGAGAAGACCUGCGGCCAGAGGCCAUGCCACCAAACUCGCUCAUCAGCAAGAUCACCAUCCAGGGCUCCCUAGCUGUGGGCCAGAACUGGUUAUUGGAUGAACAGACCGACCCUCUCCCAACAAGGCUUCGCUACUCUUACCGGGUCAUCUGCAGUGACAACUACUAUGGAGACAGCUGCUCACGCCUGUGCAAGAAGCGCAAUGACCACUUCGGCCACUAUGUGUGCCAGCCAGAUGGCAGCCUGUCCUGUCUGCCGGGCUGGACCGGAGAGUACUGCGAACAGCCUGUCUGUCUUUCUGGCUGUCACGAACAGAAUGGCUACUGCAGCAAGCCUGCCGAGUGCAUCUGCCGCCCAGGCUGGCAGGGCCGCCUGUGCAACGAAUGCAUCCCUCACAAUGGCUGUCGCCAUGGCACUUGCAGCGUCCCCUGGCAAUGUACCUGUAACGAGGGCUGGGGAGGCCUCUUUUGUGACCAAGAUCUCAACUAUUGCACCCACCACUCCCCAUGCAAGAAUGGGGCAACGUGCUCUAACAGCGGGCAGCGGAGCUACACCUGCACCUGUCGCCCAGGCUACACUGGUGUGGACUGUGAGCUGAAGCUCAGCGAGUGUGACGGCAACCCCUGUCGCAAUGGAGGCAGCUGUAAGGACCAGGAGGAUGGCUACCACUGCCUGUGUCCCCCGGGCUACUACGGCCUGCACUGCGAACAUAGUACCUUGAGCUGUGCCAACUCCCCUUGCUUCAAUGGGGGCUCCUGCCGGGAGCGCAACCAGGGGACCAGCUAUGCCUGUGAAUGCCCUCCCAACUUCACUGGCUCCAACUGCGAGAAGAAAGUGGACAGGUGUACCAGCAACCCCUGUGCCAAUGGGGGCCAGUGCCUGAACAGGGGCCCGAACCGCAUUUGCCGCUGCCGCCCUGGAUUCAUGGGCCCCCACUGUGAACUCCAGAUCAGCGACUGUGCCCGAAGCCCUUGCGCCCACGGUGGCACCUGCCAUGACCUAGAGAAUGGGCUCGUGUGCACCUGCCCUGCUGGCUUCUCUGGCAGGCUCUGUGAGGUGCGGACAGCCAGCGAUGCCUGUGCCUCGGGACCCUGCUUGAAUGGGGCCACCUGCUACACCGGCCGCUCCCCCGACGGUUUCGUCUGCAACUGCCCCUAUGGCUUCGCGGGCAGCCGCUGCGAGUUUCCUGUGAGCAUGCCUCCCAGCUUCCCCUGGGUGGCUGUCUCCCUGGGCGUGGGGCUGGUGGUGGUGCUGGUGUUGCUGGGCAUGGUGGCAGUGGCCGUGAGGCAGCUGCGGCUCCGGCGGCCAGACAACGGCAGCAGGGAGGCCAUGAACAACUUGUCAGACUUCCAGAAGGACAACCUGAUCCCUGCUGCCCAGCUCAAGAACACAAACCAGAAGAAGGAGCUGGAGGUAGACUGUGGCCUGGACAAGUCCAACUGUGGCAAACAGCAGAACCACACUUUGGACUAUAAUCUGGCCCCAGGACCCCUGGGCCGGGGGCUCAUGCUGGGGAAGUAUUCCCACAGUGACAAGAGUUUAGGGGAGAAGGCGCCGCUGCGGUUACACAGUGAGAAGCCCGAGUGUCGGAUAUCAGCGAUAUGCGCCCCCAGGGACUCCAUGUACCAGUCUGUGUGUUUGAUAUCAGAGGAGAGGAACGAGUGUGUCAUUGCCACGGAGGUAUAAGGCGGAAGCUUCCCAGGACAUCCCAGCUUUGCCCAGCAGCUGGACCUUCCUUCUGCAUUGUUUACAUUGCAUCCUGGAUGGGACAUUUUAAUAUGCAACGUGCUGCUCUCAGGAAGAAGAGGGAAUGGCAUAAAAUGGACAGACUGUGAACUUGCCAAGAGAUGCAGUACCUUCCACACCUUUGGGUGUCUGUCUGGCAUCAGAUUGGCAGCUGUACCAGCCAGGGGAACAGAGGAGAAGCGAGGUGCCACUUUGGACCCGCCCUGCCAGUGGUGGCCUUCCGAGGGCUCCUUGGGAGCUCUGGCCUGUUCUCCCGAGGGAGCGGCAGGGCCCUGUAGGGCCUGGAGCUGCUGUGGCUUCACUGACAUCUGUGUCAAAAAGUGCCUUUGGCCCAGGCUCCAUGGUGACAGCUGAGUCCAAACCAGAGAGAAGAGAGGAGGCCAGCAAGGGCAGGGUCACCUGUGGGCCAGGAAACCAUCAGGUGUGGCUGUUGGCAGGAGUUGCCCUGCAGGUGAGGUGCACACCUGAAGUGAGAGGAGCACUUUCUGCCUGUGUGCCUCCAACUACAGCGUGUGGGCCUUGUCGUAACACCACCCAGCUCAUCCCUGGCCCAGGCCCUCUGGGCGUGAACAUUGGUAAGCCCUACCUGGCUUCCACAGCCUCUGGCCUCCGGCGCCUCUGGGCUCCUAUGAGCAGACAGGUGGAGGGCCAGCCAGGGGGGCCGGGCCUAACUAGGGAGCUCAGGGCAGUGAGGUUGGAAAUUCCAGUGAGGGAGAAAUUGGGUGUCAUCAUCACCUAGGCCCUUUCCUCCCCGCUCAAGCCCAUUUCUAUGGCCUUGAGUCUGAGCUCUGCCCACACCCACUACUGCCCCUAGUCGGUCUUCAGAAAUCAAUAAUAUGAGUUUUUAUUUUGUUUGUUUUUUGUAGUUUAUUUUGGAGUCUAGUAUUUCGAUAAUUUAAGAAUCAGAAGCACUGACCUUUCUACAUUUUAUAACAUUAUUUUGUAUAUAAUGUGUAUUUAUAAUAUGGAACAGAUGUGUA
Messenger RNA from Phyllostomus hastatus (greater spear-nosed bat), 3616 nucleotides. RefSeq names its product delta like canonical Notch ligand 4 (gene DLL4). Gene Ontology annotation, cellular component: protein-containing complex; plasma membrane. The transcript is spliced from 11 exons. Gene Ontology annotation, biological process: heterophilic cell-cell adhesion; establishment or maintenance of epithelial cell apical/basal polarity; Notch signaling pathway. Gene Ontology annotation, molecular function: calcium ion binding. The coding region runs from base 516 to 2576 and encodes 686 amino acids. NCBI's taxonomy places the organism in Eukaryota, Metazoa, Chordata, Mammalia, Chiroptera, Phyllostomidae. The record is from RefSeq and is a predicted model, not a curated record.